AUGUCUUUGGAAAGAGAGGAACCACAACACUUCGGAGCAGGGCCAGCUCAAAUGCCCACACCAGUUUUACAACAAGCUGCUAAGGACUUAAUAAACUUUAAUGACAUAGGUUUGGGUAUCGGUGAAAUUUCCCACCGUUCGAAGGAUGCCACUAAGGUGAUUGAAGACUCUAAAAAGCACUUAAUUGAAUUGCUAAAUAUUCCUGACACUCAUGAAGUUUUCUACUUGCAAGGUGGUGGUACUACUGGUUUUUCAUCUGUUGCUACUAACUUGGCAGCCGCAUAUGUGGGCAAGCACGGAAAGAUUGCAGCAGCCGGUUAUUUGGUCACCGGUAGUUGGUCUCAGAAAUCUUUUGAGGAAGCAAAGAGAUUGCAUGUCCCAGCUGAGGUUGUCUUCAAUGCUAAGGAUUAUAACGGUGGUAAAUUUGGUAUAAUCCCAGAUGAGUCUCUUUGGGAAGAUAAAAUCAAAGGUAAGAAUUUCUCAUAUAUAUACCUGUGUGAAAAUGAAACUGUUCAUGGUGUUGAAUGGCCAGAGUUACCAAAAUGCUUGGUAAACGACCCCAAUAUCGAAAUCGUUGCCGACUUAUCCAGUGACAUUUUGUCUCGUGAGAUUGACAUUUCUCAAUACGGUGUCAUCAUGGCUGGUGCCCAAAAAAAUAUUGGUUUAGCAGGCUUAACCCUAUACAUUAUCAAGAAGUCCAUUCUUAAGAACAUUUCUGGCGCUUCUGAUGAAACAUUACAUGAAUUGGGAGUACCAAUCACUCCUAUUGCAUUUGACUAUCCAACAGUGGUGAAAAAUAACUCAGCCUACAAUACAAUUCCAAUCUUCACUUUACAUGUUAUGGAUCUCGUUUUUCAACAUAUCUUGAAAAAGGGUGGUGUUAAAGCACAACAGGCUGAAAAUGAAGAAAAGGCCAAGAUACUAUAUGAGGCGUUGGAUUCAAAUCCAGACUUUUACACCGUCCCAGUGGAUCCAAAAUGUAGAUCAAGAAUGAACGUUGUUUUCACCCUCAAAAAGGAUGGUCUUGAUGACCAAUUUUUAAAAGAGGCAGCUGCUCGUAAGUUAACGGGUUUAAAAGGUCAUCGUUCAGUUGGUGGGUUCAGAGCCUCUAUCUAUAAUGCACUCUCAGUAAAGGCUGUACAAAACUUAGUAGAUUUUAUUAAGGAAUUUGCUGAGAAAAAUGCUUAA
Saccharomyces paradoxus is the source of this 1188-nucleotide messenger RNA. RefSeq names its product O-phospho-L-serine:2-oxoglutarate transaminase (gene SER1). Lineage: Eukaryota; Fungi; Ascomycota; Saccharomycetes; Saccharomycetales; Saccharomycetaceae. The record is from RefSeq and is a predicted model, not a curated record. Gene Ontology annotation, molecular function: pyridoxal phosphate binding; O-phospho-L-serine:2-oxoglutarate transaminase activity. Gene Ontology annotation, cellular component: cytoplasm. The transcript has a single exon. Gene Ontology annotation, biological process: L-serine biosynthetic process. The coding region runs from base 1 to 1188 and encodes 395 amino acids.